Messenger RNA from Theobroma cacao (cacao), 1148 nucleotides. Its product is annotated as spermidine synthase 2-like. The record is from RefSeq and is a predicted model, not a curated record. Gene Ontology annotation, molecular function: spermidine synthase activity. Gene Ontology annotation, biological process: spermidine biosynthetic process. Gene Ontology annotation, cellular component: cytosol. Lineage: Eukaryota; Viridiplantae; Streptophyta; Magnoliopsida; Malvales; Malvaceae.
AACCCCCCUCCCAUGGCAGAUAUCAGCAACAUUGUUUCUGGUGCAAAUGUUCACAUUAACACCCCGAGAAAGAUUGUCACCACCAUGAGCAAUAGUAAUGGUGAGACUGAUGAAUCUGCUUUUUUGCCUGUCAGUGUUGAAAUGCAGGACAAUGUUAAGGAAGCUGGCGACCUUUUGCAAUUUCCCAGUAUCAAUGGAUGGUUUGCUGAGAAUUGCCCGAUGUGGCCUGGACAAGCGCACUUCCUAAAGGUUGAAAAAGUUCUAUUUGAAGGGAAGUCAAAGUACCAAAGCAUGAUGGUGUUUCAGUCAUCAGGAUAUGGCAAGGUUUUUGUGUUGGACGGGGCUCUCCAACUCACCGAGAAGGAUGAAUGUUCAUAUCAAGAAAUGAUGACUCACCUUCCACUUUGCUCCAUUCCAGACCCCAGCAAGGUGUUGCUGAUUGGUGGAGGAGAUGGUGGCAUCCUCAGGGAAAUCUCUCGCCACAUGUCUGUCGAGCAGAUUGAUAUAUGCGAGAUAGACACAAUGCUGAUUGAUGUGUACAAGGAAUUCUUCCCUGAUAUUGCCAUUGGAUACGAUGACCCUCGUGUAACACUCCAUAUUCAAGAUGGGACUGCAUUUUUGAAGUCUGCUCCAAAUGCUACCUAUGAUGCAAUAAUAGUGGAUGCAUUUGACCCGAUAAGACCUGAACAUGAGCUUUUUGACAGUCCAUUCUUUGAGUUGGCAGCAAGAUCUCUUCGUCCGGGUGGAGUCAUGUGCAUUCAGGCAGAAAGCCUUUGGUAUCAGCCAUUCAACAUUGAAGAACUCAUUUCAAGUUUUCGCAAUAUUUUCAGAGGAUCUAUCAGCUAUGCAUGGACUGUUGUUCCUACAUAUCCAAGUGGAGUGAUUGGUUUCUUGCUUUGCUCAACCGAAGGGCCAUAUGUUGAUUUCAAAAAGCCUGUCAACCCCAUCGAUCCCGACCAAAUUUCGGGUGUAGCCAGAGGACCUUUGCAAUUCUACAACUCAGAGGUACACUCAGCUGCAUUUUGUUUGCCAACUUUUGCGAAGAAGGCAACUGGCUUCGAUGGUUGAGGUGUUAUGAGAAAUAGAGUUGGAAUAGGUGGAUUUGCUGGACAAUUAGCAAAGCAAAUUUACAAUAAGUGUUAUCAGUA